GGUGAUUGUUUCUCUCGCGAGAUCUGGCAACGUUGCAUGCAAUGAUAAAAGGCUGUAUGCAUAUCAUUUCCAUUAUAAAAAGAUAUGCUAGACAGCAGAUUUUAUGUCUUAGAGGGCUGGUUUCACUGCCUGAUCGGAAAGAAAAAAACUACUCAUCAGAUGCAGAGCUAAUCAGGACAUCAGAAGGCAUUAAGUGUGGAGUAAUUGAAUUGGCACACCCUCCCUGUGUCGCAAUCGACCUCAGAGUAACUCCACGUUGCAGUAACGGAAAAAAUAGCCUACCGAUUCGACCGCUACAUUUGCGCAGCUGCAUAUCCCACUUCUGAAAAACUGACUGGGCUGCAGCAUCAACACAAGAGUACCAGCCCCUUCUCCGCAUCAGCACAGACUCUCUCCUCCUGACGCUGCGGGCACUCAAACCUCUGAGCACAGAAGACAGAGAGAGGAGGAAACGCGUAAAAACACAAUGUUAGAAGAGUGCUUAUAGACGACAAGGGAAGGAGAGCCGGCGAGAAACGGGCGAGUUGCAGCAGCCUACAGCGGUCUUCAGAGCUUCGCGGUGGCGGUGGAGGUUGGUCAUGGUCGGACGGGGACUGUGGGUAUGUAAGACCCGAUUUGGAAAGCGAGGGAGCAGGCUCGGUAUUUUGCCUUUUCUUUGCGCGGCGAUAGCGAGCGCAGCCCUGUUGGCUCUGCUGUUUGUGGACUUCAUCGAGUCAUGGGUCACCUCUAUGAGCAUGAACACGGUGGUGGAGCCGCACGCCGGCAUCAUCCCCCCGCAGAGCGUCCCUCCCACCAGACCCGAGGAGUUCCUGCUCAUGCCCAGCCCGCUCGUGUGCCAACGUGCGAAGCCUUACCUCAUCACCAUGGUUACCUCGGCUCCUGUCAAUCAGAGGGCACGCCAAGCCAUCAGGGACACCUGGGGUGGGGAGGUGGAGGUGAGGGGCCUGCGGGUCAUGACCCUUUUCAUGGUGGGUGUGGCGUCUGACCCUGGACUGGCCAAGCUGCUGAUAGAGGAAGCCCGAGAGCGAGGAGACCUGAUUCAGGGGCGUUUUUUGGACACCUACUCCAACCUCACCCUGAAGACCCUAUCCAUGCUGGGCUGGGCCCGCCGGUUCUGCCCUCAGGCUCACUUCAUGGCCAAAGUGGAUGAUGAUGUCCUGUUCAAUCCCAGUGCCCUCCUGCACUUCCUAAACAAAAGCCGCAACCCCUAUGAACAAGGAGACUUGUACCUCGGGAGGGUGCAUCUCCAUGUAGCUCCGGACCGUGACCCGGAUAGCAAGCACUACCUCCCCUCAGGGGCCUACCCUCCUUCUGUCUUUCCAGACUACUGCAGUGGUACAGCCUAUGUUCUGUCCCGUUCCGCAUUGCUCAAAAUUUCCCUGGCAGCCAAUGCAUCACCUUUAUCCACACCUCUACCCCCUGAGGAUGUGUUUGUGGGUCUGUGUGCCCGGGCAGCUGGGGUGCUGCCCUCGCACUGCCCACUCUUCUCCGGCGGCCCAGGUGUGCCAUACGGGCGCUGCUGCUUUCAGGCCAUGGUGUCCAUCCACCACAUACCACCCAGGGAGAUGCUGCACUACUGGGCUGACGUCCAUUCAUCACCCCCUUGUUCCUGGCUGAGUCUUCGCACUUCUCUGGGGAUGUGCAAAGUCAGAGCGAUGCUGGGGUCGGUGCUGGGGCUAGAGCAGGGGUUGUGAGGGUUGGUGAGAAGGAAAGCUGGACUCAUCAGGGCUGUGCCUUGCUUCAAUACUGUGAACAGCACAAGUGCUCUUCAUGCUGGGAAGAAAAUGUGACUUUAUUUUUAUGAGCUUUAUUUUUUUAAACACUGUAAUGUAUUUAACAGGCUGUUUUUUGCAGAAAAGGGGACUAUCAACUGAAGGUAUGAAAAAUUGCCACAGCAGUCUUUAUCCUGUCUUUAGACAGUUUCAGCAUCUUUCAUUAUUACACUGACUGUUGAUGUAUAUGUAGAGCAAACACACAAUAUUGGCAUGCUGAUAGUAUACAGUGAGGAAAUACUGCAGCUUAUGUGAUGAAUGCACAUUGGACAUUUCUACUUAAACACACAGUCUGACAUCUGUAGGCUGCUACCUUCACAUAUUUAAUACCUGUGUAGUCGAUCACCAGCUACUUGGAUUGUAGAUGUUAGUCUAAUAAGAUGCUGAAAUGCAUGAUGUCUCCAAAACAUGCUACAAUAGAUAUCAAACCCACAGGCUUCAUAUAUCCCGCAGGAAGGGAGUAAUGCUAAUAUUUAUAACUUAUGUUCACAACUGUAGAAUAAUCACUUCAGCACAGGAUGUAUGACAGGAGAUGAAGUAAUAUGUUUUUCAGUAAUAUUUAUAUGAUGAUAUAUACAACAUGCCAUGAAUUAGAUAGUUGAAAUUGGGGACAGUGAUGCUUGUAUGAAUUUGACAAGUUCUGUGAUGGACAGCAGAGGAUAUUAGGUACCAUAGGCUCUUAAAGGCUCAAUUAUUCCGCUGCUUCGUAUCACCAGACACCGAAAAUAUAUGAAAUUGACGUGAUACACCACUAUAAUCCCACUAAAUAGUAGUAUUUAUAACUUUUCUCUGUAGUGAGAUUAAACAUUAAGUAGAGUGUGAAUGGCAGCUUUGCACAGAUGUGGCUGGACUUUAUUUGGUCCCCGCCUUUGGCAAGCUGGAAUGACUGUAUUUCAAAACACACUAUAUUAUGUGUCAGGGGUGAAGCCCCAGGCUGUGUUGCUCCUCCCGCAAUUUAAAUAAAGAGAAAAUCAGUGUCUUUACACUCAGGAAAUAUAUGUGAAAAUGUGAAUUGAAUACUCAGUCACCAAUAAACCAAUCUGAAUCUUA
Messenger RNA from Thunnus maccoyii (southern bluefin tuna), 2822 nucleotides. It is a transcript of the gene b3galt4, whose product is annotated as UDP-Gal:betaGlcNAc beta 1,3-galactosyltransferase, polypeptide 4. The record is from RefSeq and is a predicted model, not a curated record. The coding region runs from base 579 to 1694 and encodes 371 amino acids. Gene Ontology annotation, molecular function: N-acetyl-beta-D-glucosaminide beta-(1,3)-galactosyltransferase activity. Gene Ontology annotation, cellular component: membrane. The transcript has a single exon. NCBI's taxonomy places the organism in Eukaryota, Metazoa, Chordata, Actinopteri, Scombriformes, Scombridae.